Nannospalax galili (Upper Galilee mountains blind mole rat) is the source of this 2636-nucleotide messenger RNA. Its product is annotated as zinc finger protein 809. NCBI's taxonomy places the organism in Eukaryota, Metazoa, Chordata, Mammalia, Rodentia, Spalacidae. Gene Ontology annotation, molecular function: RNA polymerase II cis-regulatory region sequence-specific DNA binding; DNA-binding transcription activator activity, RNA polymerase II-specific. The transcript is spliced from 5 exons. Gene Ontology annotation, biological process: regulation of transcription by RNA polymerase II. Gene Ontology annotation, cellular component: nucleus. The record is from RefSeq and is a predicted model, not a curated record. The coding region runs from base 584 to 1594 and encodes 336 amino acids.
GCCGGAACCGGCGUGGCUCGUUGGGCCUAGGUCCCGCUGGGGACGCCGCCUUUGGCCGCCUGUGGGUCCGGGAACCGCGGGGGAGGCAUGCGCCGACCGAAAUGGCUGUGGAGACUCCUGGCCUGGAACUCGCUAGACCAAGCUGGCCUUGAUCUCACAGAUUGCCCAGCCUCUGCCUCCCGAGUGCGUGCUCCACCCGCCUGCCUUUUAGUCCAGGAGUAAAGAUCCCAAUCCGCAGGAUAUCAUUAACCUACCGCCGUCCCUGGCUCACCGCCUCUGAGGCUGAGCGGCGAGAUGUCCGGCGCCUCGCCGGAACGGAAAGUUUCUUCCCUUGACGCCUAGAAGGGGUGCCGGGUUUUCAGUGAACACCGCUCCCCCCAGACUCACUUCCGGGCAGCAGUUUCCAGGACCCACGGGUCCACCUGGGUGCUGGAAUAGGUACUGGAGACCCGCCAGCACUUCUGGGUUUGUCUGUCCGCCUGUUUCUGAGUCUACGUGACUAUCUCUGUCCGAAUCUACACAUGUUAGCGCCGUGUCUCUGCUGCCCGUGGCCCAGGGGUUGGUGUCCUUUGAGGAUGUAGCCAUGGAGUUCACCUGGUGGGAGUGGCAAGACCUGGAUGCUGCUCAGAGGACCCUCUACAGGGACGUGAUGCUGGAGAACUACAACAACCUGGUGUUCUUGGGGCACUGCAUGACCAAACCUAAGUUGAUCUUCAAGUUGGAGCAUGGGCUUGAGCCAUGGAGCCUAGCAGACACCUCAGUCCAGAGCUUUCCAGUAAGUGCCCUGAUUGACAUCAGCAAAGAAAAUUCCAAGACACGUUUGAGGCAACUUCGAAUAACUAACAAAAAUACACCAAAUGAAGAGGUGAUUGAAGCAAGACUGCAGACACCACAGAAAACCUACAAACAGAAAGACUCCUUUCUUGGUAAAGCACGUGUGAAAACAUUUUCCCAGAAGUCACAGAAGAGCGAGACUCAGACAUCUCACACAGAUGACCUCUAUGAAUGUAAUGAAUGUGGGAAAGCUUUCUAUAAUAAGGCAGCCCUCAUUAAACAUUACAGAAGAACUCACAAUGUAGAGAAGCCCCAUAAAUGUAACCAGUGUAGUAAAAGGUACUACUGGAAGUCCGACCUCAUUGCACAUCAGAAAACUCACAUAGGAGAGAGAGCCUAUGAAUGUAAGGAAUGUGGGAAAGCUUUCUUCCACAAGUCACAUCUCAAUGCACAUGAAAGAACUCACUCAGGUGAGAAGACUUUCGAAUGCAUGGAAUGCAGGAAAGCUUUCUUCUAUAAGUCAGACCUUAAUCGACAUAAAAAAACUCAUACAGGUGAAAAGCCUUACAAAUGCCAAGAAUGUGGGAAAGUUUUCUCUCGAAAGUCAAAGCUCUCUAUACAUGAGAGAACUCAUACAGGUGAGAAGCCUUAUGAAUGUAACAAGUGCAUAAAAGCUUUCUCCCACAAGUCACAACUCACUGCACAUCAGAUAACUCAUUCAUCUGAGAAUCCUUAUGAAUGUGGAGUAUGCAAUAAAUCUUUCCACUGGAAGUGUCAACUUACUGCUCAUCAGAAAAGCCAUGGAGGUAUGAAAAUGUGAGGAAUGGGAAAACCUUCUCCCACAAGUCAGACUUCAAUGUACAUCAGAGAAAUCAUACAGAUGAUGAGCCCUGAAUGCAAGAAGAUUUCUGUUGCAAGUCACACAUCUGAGAAUUUAUAAGUGAGAAGGCUUAUGAAUGUAAAGAAUACAGGACAUCUUUCCAGUGUAAGACCUCAAGACCUCAUGUUACAUGAGAGAACUCACUCAGGUGAGAAGCUUUAUAAAUGUAAAGGUUGCUAUUCAAGGCUACUCUGAACAACAGAGCAAGACAGCAUAUGAAAAAACCAAAACUUUAUAUUGGCAGUGCUCCUUAUAUGACAUCCAAACCCACAUCAGUGUGAAACCAUGUGGGAAGUAAAGGAUGUCAAAAACUUUUAAUAAACAUUGAAAUUUAACUGGCAUGAGAAGCCUCAAAGGUGGAGAUGGAGAGAUAGCUCAGUGAUUAAGAGCUCUUGCUCCACAAUUCUGAAGACUUAGAGUUUGGUCCCAGCACUUAUUUAACAAGCCAACAUCCCUGUAAACACCUGUCAUCGCAGUAUUGUAGGUGAUGGAGACAGGAGGGUCACUUGGACGUGCUUGUCUCUUGACUCUGGAGACAUAAGCCACAGAUUCAGGAAGAGGCCAUUUGUGGGACCCUGACUCAUCUAACCACUUCUUUCUACUUCUGUAAUCUGCUUGGCUUAAGACAGCACUAACUCCAUUUUGACUAGCUGUUUCAGAGAAGCCUGGGCUUGUCAGACAUGUUGUAAUCUUCAGUUACCACCCCCAUCCCGGAAAGCUAUAGAACAAGCAAGCCCAGGCAUAUAGCAGCCUUGUAAGGUAAAAACAAACUUCUGCCCCACAGAUAACAGUGUAUUCCAGUGCCCUAAAGACAGCCUCUACCAAUAUGAAAGGAUGCUUGGUGCGCACAGGCUUCUGUGAAACUUCCCUUUAAAAGCCUACCCCACCCUAUAUUGGGGCUCUCAGUAAAGUUCCACUGCGUGGGUCAAAUCUGAGGGCUCGAGCUUAAGCUCGAAUAAAGGCUCUUUGCUUUUGCAUACUC